AUGAGGAAACAAGCACUGCUUGAUCGUUUACUUUGUGUGGUCCUAGGCAUUUUAUCAUUGGCUGACAUGCUGAAAGAACUACAACAAAAACUGAAACAAAAGUUUCGUUACCUCUUUCAACGAAAAGUACAGGUAGCUGUUUUUUAGGAUGAUAUGGACAUUAGUGUAUCAGUAUGGAUGGAAUAAGCAGCACUCCUGUCACAGAUUUAGUCCGAUUUUUACGUUUGCUUGAUCAAUACAAAUCAAAACUCUUGGAUGGUAGUCUUUUAACCAAAGCAGCAGAUUUAGCAACUCAACAACAUGUCCUGUUUAGCAGUAAAGCACCUGAUACAUGGAAAGAACCACGAUUAAAAGCCGCGACAAUUAAGUCAAUGGACUAAAAAAGUAUGACAACCAGGAGGCACGCGUGCGAUAGGUAGUGGAGAGUAUGAGGAGGAGCAGUCCGAUGAAGAAGGAGAUAAUUUAGCGGUAGGACCUAAGCAUCAAAUGAUUACCAAGCUAGCCAAGAUUCAAAAAGGUAUAAAAAGACCUCUACAACCUUCAACACCUAUCACUCCAAAGACACCUGACCUCUCUAUCAAACAGUCACUCCCUCAAGUAGUAAAAAACCCAAGUUUUCUUUUAAGACUGGGUCAAAAGGAAAACGAUUAUUGCCCAAGACACCUCUAUAAAAGUCAAGUCUAAAAAAAAUCUCCCUCCUACUUCAAGACACCUGAGAAGUCCUCAGAAGAAUUAGCCACUGAGCUACCAUUUUCGCAUACAGUGGGUCAGUCUCGUUGGAAUACGUGUGCUGAAUCAGCCAGAGAUACCAUUCGAAAAAUCAGACGACAAACACGUAAAGCGUUAGUCAAAGAAGGAGCUAAACAAAUCAAAAGGGGAAUUUUGAAAAAAUUAGAACUUGCACCUCGUUGGAAACCAUUUGGGACGCCUGUGAAGCGAAAACUCAAUGGCAAAGACCGGUAA
Molecule: messenger RNA, 963 nt
Organism: Porites evermanni
Lineage: Eukaryota; Metazoa; Cnidaria; Anthozoa; Scleractinia; Poritidae
Source: the annotation of a GenBank genome assembly